This is a messenger RNA of Abrus precatorius (Indian licorice), 1081 nucleotides long. RefSeq names its product fasciclin-like arabinogalactan protein 12. The record is from RefSeq and is a predicted model, not a curated record. The transcript has a single exon. Lineage: Eukaryota; Viridiplantae; Streptophyta; Magnoliopsida; Fabales; Fabaceae. The coding region runs from base 73 to 927 and encodes 284 amino acids.
GCAAGAAUCGCUAAUUCCAACCAUUCACAUUCUUCUAGAAGCAGAAAGCCAUCUUAGCAAUUUAAAAACAAGAUGAAACAAGCUACCCUUUUCUCCCUUCUCUUCCUAGUCUUAUUUUUCACCACCUUAACCUUAGCCUUUGCCAUUUCACCAGCACCAGCAGCAGCACCAAAAGCCCCAACAAAACCUCACCCUACCCCAAAAGCCACAGCACCAUCACCAAAACCAUUAGUCCCAACAUUACCUGAGUCCCCAGAUUCCCCAGACUCAGUCCCUGAUGACAUCACAAGAAUCCUCAAAAAGGCCAAAUCAUUCACAGUCCUAACGCGCCUCCUCAAAACCACCGAAAUCAUGAACAACAUAAACUCACAACUCAUAACAGCCAAGAGUGGAGGCAUCACCAUCCUUGCACCAGAUGAUUCAGCCUUUUCCCAACUCAAAGCAGGGUUCCUUAACUCUCUUAACGAAGGCCAAAAAAUCGAACUUGUGCAGUUCCACAUCUUACCCGAGUUUGUAUCAAGCUCAAACUUCGAUUCUCUUAGCAAUCCAGUUCAAACCGUAGCUGGUAAAGAUCCCGCAAGGCUUCCACUGAACGUGAAUGCAUUAGGAAACAGUGUGAACAUUUCAACUGGGGUGGUUAAUGCCACCAUUUUAGGGGUAGUUUACUCGGAUAAUAAGCUUGCUAUUUACCAUGUGGAUAAGGUGCUUCUUCCCCUUGAUUUCUUUGUAACUAAGGCUCCAGCUUUGGCUCCAACCACUCUUGCUAAGGCUCCUAAAGCUGCUAAAGAGAACUCUUCUGAGGAUGAUCAAGAUGAAACAAACCACGAUCACCAGAAAUCUGGUUCUGUGGGUUUUGUUAACGUUCGUGGAACAACGUUGGUGUCUCUUGGGAUGUGUUUGGUGGCCUUUGCAACUAUGUGGAGUUGAAGAAGAACAUCCAUUUCAUAAAUGCAUUUUCAGUUUUCUAUGUCAAACUCGCCGUUAAUUUUUUUUUUAAUUUAAAUUUUGCUGUCUGUUUCUUGUGUUUUGGUGUUACGAGAAGGACGUGAAUCCUCAAUCCUUCAAUGAUUCUGUUGUUUUC